Molecule: messenger RNA, 4353 nt
Organism: Nematostella vectensis (starlet sea anemone)
Lineage: Eukaryota; Metazoa; Cnidaria; Anthozoa; Actiniaria; Edwardsiidae
Product: SEC14-like protein 1
Exons: 18
Coding region: 170-2233 (687 amino acids)
Cellular component (GO): cytoplasm
Source: RefSeq, a predicted model, not a curated record
UCGCCCUAGCCCCUCUCCCCUCUGGAGAUGCUCGUAGACUUCUUUCCUGUAUAUUAUGGCCCCAUAGAUGGCGCCACACUUUCGUUUAUUUUAAUGUGAACUGGCUGUAGUUUUAGUCAAAAAGUACGUUAAGUUUUCCAUUGAAUCAGUGAGGAACUAAGCGGUAAAUAUGGUUCAGGAAUACCAGUCACCGGUCAGGGUUUACAAAUAUCCAUUUGAGCUCGUCAUGGCCGCAUACGAAAAGCGGUUUCCAACAUGCCAUAUGAUUCCCGUUUUCCUAGGUAGUGACAUUGUCUCUGAAUACAAAAGCGAUGACGGAGCUGUCCAUAUUAUCGAGCGAAGAUGCAGACUAAAUGUUGAUGCUCCAUAUUUACUCAAAAAGAUAAUUGGUGUAGACUUUGUCUAUUUUAUCCAAACGAACAGUCUAAAUCGUCGAGACCGGACCCUUUCCAUCUCCGCUUAUAAUGAAAGCUUUUCUUCACGUGUUGAAGUGAAGGAAAACUGCUUCUACUCGGUACACCCAGAUAACCCUGACUGGACUUGCUUUGAGCAGGAUGCUAGUCUAGACAUCAAGGCGUUUUUUGGUUUCGAGGCUGCUGUUGAGAAACUUGCUAUCAAGCUCUAUCUUCAAAAUAUUAAGAAGGGAAAAGAGGUAAUCCAAUAUUACAUAGAUGAGCUAAUAAGUGAAGGUGUCACAUUCAUUGAGCCGUUUGAGGGUGCACAAAGCAAACCACGCACAAGAAGUUGUACAGAAGCCCUUCCGCCAGUGGAUAGUGAACAGGCUCCAGCACUUCCUAUUGCAAGCUCAGCCGUUGAGGCAUCUGCCGACCACUCUAUAGAUAACUCUUUACAAGAUUACAAGCUAGACGAUGACUACAUUCAGAGAUUUCUCGGCAAGCUUACUCCACGAGAGGAAAACCAGCUCAUCCAGCUGCGUAAAAAGCUUGGCGAAGCUCACAAGGGAAAGAUGCCAAACGAUGCUCAUUUGCUGAGGUUUUUACGAGCAAGAGACCUGCAUCUUGAGAAGGCCUAUGAAAUGCUCUGCCAGUCAUUGGCCUGGCGCAGGCACCACCAUAUAGACAAUAUCCUGGAAAUCUGGAAACCUCCUGAACCUUUGCUGGACUAUUAUUGUGGGGGCUGGCAUCACCAGGACAAAGAGGGUCGUCCCGUUUACAUUCUUAAACUUGGUAGCAUGGAUGUCAAAGGGCUUUUAAAGGCAGUUGGUGAAGAUGGGUUUCUUAAACAUGUGGUCUCUAUUAAUGAAGAGGGCUUGAAGAAGACGGAAAUACUUACUAAGGAGACGGGAAAACCUGUCAGUUCAUGGACCUGCCUUUGCGACCUGGAAGGGCUAAGUAUGAGGCAUCUGUGGCGGCCAGGAAUCAAGGCCCUGUUACGGGUGAUUGAGAUGGUAGAAGUGAACUACCCCGAGACCAUGGGUCGGCUGUUGAUUGUGCGAGCACCUCGAAUCUUCGGCGUGCUUUGGACUUUAGUGAGUCCUUUUAUAGACGAAAAUACAAGAAACAAGUUCCUUAUCUAUGGAGGAAACGACUAUCAGGGCCCAGGCGGUGUGACAGACUACAUCGACGCUGAGUAUCUGCCAGAUUUUCUCGGAGGGCCAGCAGAGUGCAAGAUCAAAGAGGGUAAACUGGUCCCGAAAAGCUUGUACCGAUCGUUAGAUUUCGAGGAUGGGAAUGAGCCGUCCUUUGCGAGCGAUAUCUACCAGACGGUCCACGUAAGCAAAGGCUCGCCUCAUGAGGUCCUAGUUAGCAUGUCCCAGUCCGAGUCUGUGAUCACGUUGGACUUUGACGUCAUGAAAGCGGAUGUGACGUUUACAGUCUUUCGUCACAAGCGACCGCGCGAAGCCAUGAGCUCAAAUAGCCUGGGCAGCUUUGGCAGCAACACUUCCCUGAACUCCGCUGGAGUGAUCGCUGGCGUGGACGCUUCUGUGGUAGAGAAACCCCGUCAUUGCAGGGACGGCGAGUCUGUACAGGGUACCCACGUGUGCUCGAUACCCGGCGUAUACGUGCUUCAAUGGAAGUUCAAGUCUGGGUUGCCGUCAGGCCAGGCGCAUGCGCGGCACAACAGAGCCAAGGUCAUGUUCUACUACGAGGUGCUCUCAUCCGGGGACUUCAGGGGCUCUAUCUCAAGUCUGGAGUCCUGUCAUAGCGGCUUCAGUCAGCUGAGCCAGUCCACCGCGACCAGUCGCGGGUCCACGGCAAGCACGUCCAGAUAGCUAUCAGCCCGACCUCUCCUGCAUUAACACACGGCACGUACUGAUCACGUGGGCAACACUUGCUGUUCACGUGAGAGACACUUGCUGUUCACGUGAGAGACACUUGCUGUUCACGUGAGAGACACUUGCUGAUCACGUGAGCGACACUUGCUGAUCACGUGAGAAACACUUUCUGAUCACGUGAGAGACACAUGCUUAUCACGUGAGAGACACUUGCUGAUCACGUGACACUGUAAAGAGACAAGCGCUGAUCAUGCGAUACGCUGCCCCUGAGCACGUGAUCACGUAAUAUACUGAUCACGUGGCAAAUGAGUAGAGACGUGCUGCUUACGUGACACACUAUCUGGACAUGUGUUGAUCAUGUGACGUACUAUACCUAGACAUGUGUUGAUCAUGUGACGUACUUUACCUGGACAUGUUUUAAUCAUGUGAUGUACUAUACCUGGACAUGUGUUGACCAUGUGACGUACUAUACCUAGACAUGUGUUGAUCAUGUGACGUACUAUACCUAGACAUGUGUUGAUCAUGUGACGUACUUUACCUGGACAUGUUUUAAUCAUGUGAUGUACUAUACCUGGACAUGUGUUAAUCAUGUGCCGUACUAUACCUGGACAUGUGUUGAUUACAUGACGCACUCUACUCGGACAUGUGUACUAUACCUGGACAUGUGUUAAUCAUGUGCCGUACUAUACCUGGACAUGUGUUGAUAAUGUGCCGUACUAUACCUGGACAUGUGUUGAUUACAUGACGCACUCUACUCGGACAUGUGUUGAUCACGUGACGUUCCUGGACAUGUGUUGAUCAUGUGACGUACUAUACAGGGACAUGUGUUGAUCACUUUUUUGUGUAGUCCUUGAGUCUUUUUUCACGUAACAAGCUAUGUUGGUGCACGUGAUGAGCUAUGUUAGUCCACGUGAUAAGCUAUGUUAGUCCACGUGACGAGCUAUGUUAGUGCGUUAAUCAGGGCAGGUGAAGGAUCUAGAAUGACAUUUUUAUUGUACAUAUAAAAAUGAACAAAUCUGUCGCAUUAUGUGAUGCAUUACAUAUUUUAAAAAUUUUUGAAUUAAUAAUUCAGCUUAGGUAUGGGAAUGGCAGCUUCGUUUUAUUGAUAUUUUCUUUCGAAAAAGAAAUGUAAGCACAGAAAUGAUACAAAUUAUCCUUCGAAUAUAUUUCAUUAUAAAGUAAGAAUGCAGAAAUGUUCGCUUUGAACUAGUGUUUGACUAUUGCUCGUAUUUUCAAUUUGUAUUUAAUUGUCGGGCUGAGACCCAGAAUCAAAAACGUUACUUGAAUUAAAUGUGACAGGUGCGCUAAUUUGUAAAAAAAAAGAUGUAAGCAAAUAGCGAGCUGUUGUUAUUAGCAUGGCUAUUAUCCAGCUCUAAUUUGAAAAUGUUAAUGUCAGUUUGGACUGAUAAUUCAGCAGGUUUCUCAUAGAGCUGGAAAAAUGUUUUGCAACCCUAUUGUAUAUUACAGUAUAAAUAUAGCUUUAUUUAAAAGACCCUUGACCCGACUCGUGUGGCGGAUCUUUUACUGCCGCAAAAUCUAAACGAGAUCUGCAUUUCGGUAGCGAAAUUUACGCACUGUGAAAUCCAGUCCAUCCUACAAUGAAAACAGUACAAUAACAGUAAAUAGGCUUCAAGCAAGUCGGUCCAAGGGUCUUCAAGAAAAAAAAAAUUGAGAUUUUGAAUUUGUAGCGAUGGCCGAAUUAGUGGCUAUUUCUUUUCAUAUAGCGUCAAAAAAAAUCUAGUUUUGGUCCCAGACUCCCUAGGUAACAUGGGGACGCGAAGGGAUUAAGAUUAGACAAUGAACAAUAAUUUGUAUAUUCCAAUUGUCUUUCGGACAAAGUUUGGAUUUUUAUAUCCUUCAAAGGAAAUUAUUCCAAGAUGAAUAGGACAAAAUUCGAAAAUAUUUAAAAAUAAUUCUAGACAAUUUUCCAAUUCUGGCUUACACGUGUUUUAAAAUAAUUCAGCAUUCAUCAAUUAAACUGUCGUUGUUUGCCUAAUUUAUUCGUAAGGAUCUUACAUAUAUUUACCUAUGUAAAAUGUCUGGAAUAUAGUAUCUUGUUUAUACCAAAUUUUGUCUAUACCAGAUAAUGAAAUAAAAUAAAGCUUUUUCUAUUAUUA